AUGACACUUUCUGAGAUUCCAACAUUCACAUUACCAAAAACUGGUGAUAAAAUCCCAAGUUUAGGAUUUGGAUCUGGUACAGCAUGGAAAAUCCAAAAAAGGGCAAGACCUGAAUCAGAAAAGAAUGAACCAGUUGAAGAAUUGAUCCAGGGUAUUUCAAAUGCUAUAUCAGCAGGGUUUAACCAUAUUGAUACUGCAGAAGCAUAUUCAACCCAUUAUGAAGUUGGACAAGGGAUCAAAAGAUCUGGAAUUCCAAGAUCAGAAUUAUUUAUUACUGAUAAAUAUAGUCCAGGUUCACCAGGUACUAAAAAGACUUCAGGUCCUUAUGAAACUUUACAAAACGCUUUAAAGACUUUGGAACUAGAUUAUGUUGACCUAUAUUUAUUACAUACUCCAAGAAUAUCACCUGAAACUGUUGGAAUUACAUUAGAAGAAGCUUGGUUACAAGUUGAAAAAUUGUAUAAAGAUGGGUUAGUUAAAAAUGUUGGUGUUUCAAAUUUCUCUAUUGAAUAUUUGGAAAGAAUUAAUAAAGUUGCAACGAUUAUCAAGCCACAAGUUAAUCAAAUUGAAUUUCAUGCUUAUUUACAAGGUCAAACUCCUAAGAUUUUAGAAUAUGCCAAAGAAAAUGAUAUUUUAAUUGAAGCUUAUUCUCCAUUAGCUCCAUUAUUUAGAGCUCGUCCAGGUCCAUUAGAUAACAUCUUAGGAGAAUUGGAAACUAAGUAUGGCAAGAGUGAAUCACAAAUUUUAUUGAGAUGGGUUUAUCAAAAUGGAAUUGUUCCAUUAACUACAUCAUCUAAGGUUGAACGUUUACAAAGUGCAUUGGAAAUCUUUACAUUUGAAUUAGAACAAGAAGAUUUUGAUAAAAUCACUUCUAUUGGUAAAGAAAAAAUUGCACGUCAUUUUGCUUCUGAUUUAUAUGGUAAAUAUGACAAUGAGCUCUACAACUGA
Hansenula ciferrii is the source of this 948-nucleotide messenger RNA. Its product is annotated as aldo/keto reductase. The record is from RefSeq and is a predicted model, not a curated record. NCBI's taxonomy places the organism in Eukaryota, Fungi, Ascomycota, Saccharomycetes, Phaffomycetales, Wickerhamomycetaceae. Bases 1 to 948 code for a protein of 315 amino acids. Gene Ontology annotation, molecular function: oxidoreductase activity, acting on NAD(P)H as acceptor. The transcript has a single exon.